CAAAAAUCCGCAAACCCUCGCUUCUGUCUCCGACAUGGCGCAUUCGCGAAAGAGUCGCCGAUCUAGCUGGGAACACAAGUUUCGCCGAAGGAAGGACACGCUUCUGUGUCUCUCUCUCUAGGUUUCGACAUCGCGCAUUCGCGAAACAGUCGCCGAGCUAGCUGGGAAGACGGGUUUCGUACUUACCGAAGGAAGGACACGUUUUCCAGUUGCCGAAGCAAGCAAGGACCACGUAAACUCUAGUAGCUGACCUGCUGAAAUCACCGCUCAAAAUGUCUGACGCUCGCUUGCGACCUGAUGAGGCUGCAUCUGAAACUGUGGAGUGGAUCAGUUUCAGCUUUUACUCUGCAGAAGAGGUUAGGAGGAUAAGCUUCAAGGCAAUUACCAAGUCAGAACUCCUUGAUACCAAGGAUUCACCUGUUCCGGAUGGCUUGUAUGACCCGGCAUUGGGUCCGGUCAAGGACCUCGAUACGUGUAAGUCUUGUGGCCAACAAAUUUUACAUUGCCCGGGUCACUAUGGUCAUAUUGAACUUGCAAGACCAAUUUACAAUCCAUUGCUAUUCCGGAGUCUUAAAUAUCUUCUUCAAAUUGCUUGUUUUUAUUGUCAUAACUUUAGGAUGGGUCAUGAGAAGGUUCGCAAAUAUGUUUCCAUCCUGAGCCUUAUCGUUGAAGGCAACGUUACUAAGGCCAAAAAGAUGGCCGCUAACUUUUGGGAUGAGGCAAUUUUUGGGCCUGAAGAUACAAAAAAGCACUCUUACUCACCUCCAGAUGCAAACUAUCUGAAAAGAAGUUGGACCUCCAUUCAACAAGCUGAAGCUGCUUCUGUUCUACAGGAAAUUAUGCGAGAAAAGCCCAAGAAGUGUAACCACUGUAAAAAAAUUAAUCCGAAGCUUGAGAGUCGCACAUUCUGUUGGUUGGAAAUGUCUCAUAGGACUUCUGAGCAUAGAGCCAAUGUUAUUGAAGAUUCUAGCUUAAGAACUACUUCCGGGGGUGAUGGAGAACUAUUGGAUCCUCAAGCCAAUCGAUCCAGACAACUUCCUUAUGAAUUUCUAAAGCAUAUAGCAUCAUCUGAAAGGGUUGAUUUGUCUUCUUCAGAGGUCGAAGUUAUUUUAAAAAACUUAUGGAGGAAGGAAUCAACGUUAUGCAUGCUUAUAUGUGACAUUCAAUGCAGACGUUUAAGGAAUUUUGAGAGGGAAAACGGUUAUGCAAUGUUUUUCUUAAAGGCUCUUCUUGUUCCACCAAACCAGUUUCGUCCUCCUGCACAUUGUGGGCAAGAGUUGUUGGAACAUCCUCAAAAUGUUUUGUUGAGCAGAGUUGUGGAAGCGAACAUCUCCUUGGGCAAUACUGAACAUAGUCACCAAGAUAUCUUGCAAAAGUGGCGGGACCUCCAAAAUAGUGUAAAUUUGUUGUUUGAUAACACAAAGGGAUUUGGUAGAAGUGAUAUAGCCCUAAAUGGCAUCCGCCAGCUGUUGGAUAAGAAAGAAGGCAUACUGCGCCAGAAAAUGAUGGGAAAAAGGGUUAAUUUUGCAUGUCGCUCAGUAAUAUCUCCAGAUCCUUACUUGGCAGUUAAUGAAAUAGGAAUUCCUCCUUAUUUUGCUCUGAGGUUGACAUAUCCCGAGAGAGUAACUCCCUGGAAUGUUAAUAAGCUAAGACAAGCUGUCAUGAAUGGCCCUAAUUUUUAUCCUGGAGCAACACAUUAUAUGGAGAGAGAGAGGUUCUAUACGUUGCAAGCAGGUAUGGACAUGCGAAAUGCAAUUUCAAGGAAAUUACCCACAUCAAGGGCAGUUACUAAGGUGGGAAUGGGCCCAGAAACAAAAUUUGAAGCGAAAUUUGUAUAUCGUCAUUUGCAAGAUGGGGACAUAGUUCUAGUUAAUCGACAGCCGACGCUGCACAAGCCCAGCAUGAUGGCUCAUGUUGUACGGGUAAUGAAUGGAGAAAAAACAAUUCGUAUGCACUAUGCCAAUUGCAGCACUUACAAUGCUGACUUUGACGGAGAUGAAAUGAAUGUUCAUUUUCCUCAAGAUGAGAUUUCACGAGCGGAGUGUGUUCACAUUGUUAAUGCCAAUAAGCAGUAUAUUGUUCCAACCAGCGGGAAUCCCAUAAGAAGUCUCAUACAGGAUCAUAUUGUAAGCGCUGUGCUCCUAACAAAGAUGGACACAUUUCUAACUCGUGAAGAGUACAGUCAGCUUUUAUAUGUUUCCUGUGUACCACCCCCAUCUUAUAGUUCUCAGGCUAUUAAUUUUGGCCAAAAGAUUUCUGCUGUAGUUGUCGCUGAUGAUAUUCAGCCCCUUCCUCCUGCUAUAUGGAAGCCGAAACUGUUGUGGACAGGAAAACAGGUCAUUACGGCAAUUCUACAUCAUCUGAUAAAGGGUCGUGAACCACUUACUGUUCAGAAAGAGGGAAGGAUUCCCAAGGAGUAUUUUGGAAAAGAUGCUAUUGAAAGGAAAUUGUUUGUUUACAACAAUGAGCUUGUGCAUGGGAUUAUUGACAAAGCUCAAUUUGGAAAAUGCGGUUUAGUUCAUACUAUCCAUGAACUUUAUGGUGCAGACAUUGCUGGGCAAUUACUUGCAGUGUUCAGUCGCUUAUUCACCUUCUUUCUGCAAAUGCAUGGUUUUACAUGUGGAGUGGAUGAUCUUUUGGUUUUCGAAAAAUCGGAUAAGAAGAGGAAAAGAAUACUGGAAAACAGCGAAUGUCUCAGUGAAGAUGUUCAUUCUCGGUUUACAAAAGCUACAACAAAUGAUUUGAAAGAUCCAUUGAAGUUGCUGAAAGAAACUGAGAAAGUUGUCAGGAGAAACGGAGAAUCUGCAGUAACAAGGCUAGAUAGGAUGAUGUCAAAUUCUCUGAAUGCUCUUACUUCCGAAGUUAAUAGCGUGUUAUUCCCUGGUGGCUUGCAGAAACCAUUUCCUACUAACUGCUUGUCUCUGAUGACUUCAACUGGAGCGAAAGGUGGCCUGGUUAAUAUGACACAAAUUUCAUCAUUGUUAGGCCAGCAAGAACUAGAAGGAAAGCGUGUUCCACGUAUGGCUUCUGGGAAAACAUUGCCGUGCUUUCCUCCAUGGGAUAUUUCAUCUCGAGCUGGAGGUUUUAUUAGUGAUCGGUUUUUAACUGGUUUGCGCCCUCAAGAGUAUUACUUCCAUUGCAUGGCAGGUCGUGAAGGAUUGGUGGAUACAGCUGUCAAAACGUCCCGCAGUGGAUAUCUCCAGCGAUGCUUGGUGAAGAACCUUGAAUGUUUAACAGUUAGUUAUGAUCAUACAGUACGUGAUGCAGACGGGUCCAUCGUUCAAUUUACAUAUGGUGAAGAUGGAGUUGACGUCCAAAAGAGUAGUUUCCUUGAUGAAUUUGAAAUGCUUAUGAUGAAUCAAAAAGUUGUUCUUGGAAAGAUGAGUGGUCAACUUGAAUACGCUCAUUUAUCAAAGUCAAAUGGUUACUUGAAAGAAUUAUCCCAUGAACUCAAGGAAAAAGCUGUGCACUUUUUUAGUCGAAUAUCUAAAAAUCCAACUGGCUAUUUUAAGCAGGCUAAGAGGAAGGACCUGAUGAAGUUAGUGAAACUGAAGUACCUAUCAAGCCUUGUUGAACCUGGUGAAGCAGUUGGUGUGCUUGCUGCUCAAUCAGUCGGGGAGCCUUCAACACAGAUGACGCUCAACACUUUUCAUCUUGCUGGACGUGGAGAAUUAAAUGUUACACUUGGUAUACCUCGUUUGACUGAAAUACUGAUGCAUGCAAAGGUGGACAUCAAAACUCCUGUCAUGACCUGUCCUUUGCUUGACUUUCGAUCCAGGGAGGAUGCUGAAUUCAUUGCUGCGAAACUAGGGAGAAUCAGCUUAGCAGAUGUUAUAGAGAGUAUAAAGGUCUCCACCGUGCCAUUCUUUAUUAUUGGAAAACAGGUGUACUCCCUAUACAAGUUAAUAAUAAAACUUUACUCUCCCGAGCUUUAUCCUCCACAUUCGGGUAUUACUUUGUCAGAUUGCAUGGAGACCUUAACAAAAUUUUUUAUUAAAGAGAUAGAGGAAGAUAUAACAAAGCACUUGGUCUUGUCAUCUAAGAUUAAGAACAUCAGGACUAGCACAUUCAAGAAGGAUGUUGAAUUGGAUGAUGUAGACUUAGAUGAACCCGUAAGUCAGGUAACAGCGGUGAAUCAAAAUGAUGUUGACAAAAAUGUUGACAGUGUUCAUGAUGCUGAUGAUGAUGCUAGCAAUGAUGGUGAUGUCGAUGAUGAUGAUAUUGUGGAUGCAGAGGACUUGGGUGCAGAUGCUGAGAAGAUUAAGAGGCAGACCAAUGAUGAAAUUGAAUAUGAUGAUAAUGUUGAAAAUGAAAUUUCUGCUUUAAAUGAAGAAUAUGAUGGCACACAAUUUGGAUCUGCAAUUGAAUCUGAUAUCGAUGGCGAUAAAGAAGAUUAUGCAUUAGGAGCUCAAGAAGUAACGCAAGUCACUUCUACAUUCGAAUCAACACCUGCCGGAAAGAGAGUAAUGAGAUCGGAAGUCAAAGGGAAGGCUGUUAUAAGAAAUUGUGGCAUUUUGACUGACAGAGUACUUCUUGCAGAAUCCAAAGGAUUAGAAUUUGAAGUCCAUUUCAAGUUUAGUCAAGAUGAACCUCAUGUUUUACUAGGGGAGAUUGCUCAGAAGACAGCGAAGCGCAUAUAUGUGAAGGCAUGCAAGAACAUUGAACUGUGUUCGGUGGUGGAACCCAAGCGAACUGGCGACCCCCUCAAAGUACUCUUCGAAUUGUAUGAAUACAUUGAUAUCCAUAAGAUCGUCACCAAUAAUAUUCAUGCAAUGCUGAAGACAUAUGGUGUGGAAGCCGCGAGAGCGACCAUCUUAAAUGAGGUGAAGGGUGUCUUCGAUGCAUAUGGCAUUGAGGUAAAUGUACGGCACUUGAUGUUGAUUGCAGAUUUGAUGACGUACAAUGGCGACUAUCGUCCCUUGAAUCGAUUGGGAAUGCGUAAGUUCAGCACUUCUCCUUUUUGUGCAAUGUCAUUUGAGACCGCCACAAACAUCAUCACAGAAUCAGCUCUCCAUGGUUUUGUAGACACCAUGGAUUCACCUUCUGCUUGCGUCUCCCUCGGUAAAAUAGUGAAGCUUGGGACAGGCAGCUUUGAUUUGCUGCAAAACAUACAGUUAUAAGUUUAAUGGUUAGAUUCGAUUUAUGCAUUGGAGAAAUGAAUGUUUUGAUUACCACUACCAUGCAGGAGAUGGUGCAGCACUUAACGUACAUGUAAAUAAAGUUUUGGCAUGGCUUGUAUUGUAUUUAUUGGUACAAAAUUUUUCCUUAUAUUUUUCUUUACAAUUUUGACA
Phalaenopsis equestris is the source of this 5291-nucleotide messenger RNA. Its product is annotated as DNA-directed RNA polymerase I subunit 1-like. Gene Ontology annotation, cellular component: RNA polymerase I complex. Lineage: Eukaryota; Viridiplantae; Streptophyta; Magnoliopsida; Asparagales; Orchidaceae. The transcript is spliced from 22 exons. The record is from RefSeq and is a predicted model, not a curated record. Gene Ontology annotation, molecular function: DNA-directed RNA polymerase activity; DNA binding. Gene Ontology annotation, biological process: DNA-templated transcription. The coding region runs from base 273 to 5120 and encodes 1615 amino acids.